AUGAAUGGUGGAAGCAUACACCACCCCGUCAAUAUCAAUCGCAAAGAAGCGAAAGAGAGUCCCAUUGGACAAAGAUGUCUGUACUUUUGCGACUGGCAAUUGCGACGAUCCAAACAUAUAGUCCACAUCGCCAGUGUAGCUGAGCUCGGUCCCUUCCCAGUCACCUUUGACUUCGCAGAAGCCAAAAAGGAAUGGCUCGAUAGCGCAGUACCUCAAGUCCUUGCUAAAGCCGGAUGCCUACUGAAAAAGCGAUUGGCUGCUGGAAAGGAGACUCCAGUGCUUGCUGUCCUCACCAAUGGGACUCUCUUUCGCUUCUUUGCGAUUGAUAUUGACGGGGUGGUGUAUGCUUCCACCAUUUAUCUAUUGAAACUUGACAAUGACAGAACAUACAAGACAAGCACAUCUCUCUCUGAAAUCCUUCGCUGGUUCACUUGGUUUAUGACUGCCAUCAAGUCUGUCUCUCCCCGUGCGUCCAGCGAGGAUUUGACCGACACAAUGACUACUGACUCGCUGACUCGACUCAGAAGCUGCUUUGAGCCAAAGGUUCCGAUUCAAAACAAAAAGGCCAAGAUUGAAAAGUAG
Batrachochytrium dendrobatidis JAM81 is the source of this 582-nucleotide messenger RNA. RefSeq lists its product as uncharacterized. The record is from RefSeq and is a predicted model, not a curated record. The transcript has 2 exons. Lineage: Eukaryota; Fungi; Chytridiomycota; Chytridiomycetes; Rhizophydiales. Bases 1 to 582 code for a protein of 193 amino acids.